UUGGCUGAUUGUGUAGUGAUCGGUCUUCCCUCAACGCAGGACCUUAUAAAUAGACUCAGAUAAGCGAAAGGCACUCAAGUCGGAACAGGACAGGAAUACCGGCGUCUCCUUUUCCUGUUUAAAGAAGAGGACUAUAACUGAUCGCUCUCGAAUGGACCCGCAGCCGAGCGCGCCCCCGAUGAACCUGCACAUCCACUCGACAACGGGCACGCGCUUCGAGCUCUGCCUCCCCGCCGAGGAGACGGUGGAGGGGCUCAAGAGGAGGCUCUCUCAGAGACUCAAGGUGCCCAAAGAGAGACUUGCGCUUCUGCACAAAGAGACGCGCCUGAGUUCAGGGAAGCUUCAGGACUUGGGCAUUACAGAUGGGAGCAAAUUAACACUCGUACCGACAGUCGAAGCAGGUCUAAUGUCUCAAGCUUCAAGACCUGAGCAGUCAGUAAUGCAGGCUUUGGAGAGUCUGACUGAAACGCAGGUCAGCGACUUCCUGUCUGGCCGCUCUCCUCUGACCCUGGCCCUGCGCGUGGGUGAUCACAUGAUGUUUGUCCAGCUGCAAUUGGCAGCACAGCACUCGGGCAACCAGCAGUCCCAGCACCAGCAUCUUCUCACACGUAGUAGCUCUGAUGGCACAACAGGACAUUCAGCAGGCACUGCAGCCAUCGCUGGCACCCAGAACAGGGUUUCUCAUAACCCCCACCAACACACACACCUACACCAUGCGCAAACAACUCUUCCACCAAGCCCUGUGAGCCCUUCACCGUUUCCUGCCUCUCCUGCUGGCCACUCUUUGCCCCCUAUGUAUCCCACCUCAACAUCCAGGCACUGCAGUACUCCUACCCGCUCCUCACAUCUUGCAGAAGCCACCUUUCGUUCUCAGCAGCCUCUGUCUGCUUGUCAGAGCUCUACUAGCAGCUCUAGCCCUGCUGGUUCCUGUCCGGAGGCAAACUGCACCACAAAGGCUGCAGGCAACUGCAGCGCACCAUCACGGUCUCGUAAACCAGGUGCUAUCAUCGAAAGCUUUGUCAACCAUGCUCCUGGAGUCUUCUCUGGGACAUUUUCAGGCACUUUGCAUCCAAACUGUCAAGACAGCAGUGGGCGGCCACGGCGUGACAUCAGCACCAUUUUGCAGAUCUUAAAUGACCUCCUGAGCGCCACACGCCACUACCAGGGCAUGCCUGCCUCUCUCACACAGCUUCGCUACCAGACACAGUGUGGCGGUGCAGCAUCUCCUGCUCCCUCGCCACCCCCAUCAGCCGCAGCCGAGCUCGCCAGCCUCUCCUCCAAAGCUACCUCUGUGCCGUCUGUGAGCCAGGCACCUCUCCACCCACUGGUACAGUGCCAGAGCCAGGUCCGAAUGUGCAAACCUCCUGGUGACCGACUGAGGCAGACAGAGAACCGAGCAACACGCUGCAAGGUGGAGCGCCUGCAGUUGCUUAUGCAGCAGAAACGGCUACGGCGAAAGGCUCGGAGGGACUCCCGUGCCCCGUACCAAUGGCUCCCCAACCGCAAAGCUGGACGCAGCAACAGCAACAGCAGCAUGUCAAGUGAAGGCUCGCUCGACCUGGACUUCGACGACUCUGUAUGGAAACCUGACGUCAAGGCAGACAUGAAGUCUGAGUUCAUCAUGGCCUGAAACAACAACGUCUUAACUGAGGAGCGACAAGAGUUAACUUUUAUGUACAGGAACAGGAAUAAUGUGAGACUGUAAGGCUGGUGUGACUGAGAAAAAAACCCAAAAGCAUUGUAUGCUUCCCUUCAAACAGACUUGUUUCACAAAGGAAGUUAAACUGACCUUUACCGUGUAUCCCUGUCAGCCUGUGAUUAUGAAAAUGGACUGAAACAAACAAAAAAAAAAAACUGUUAAGAGAAAUAAAAGCAAGAAGGGAGCAUAGCAGACUUGAAUGGUGUAGGACAUUUUCUUUCUCCGUUCCCAGGGAGAACACGGGGAUGGAAAUCCAUCCAGGGCAAAUGCAGCUAUCACAAAUCCAGAAAACCCAUGUUUUUUUUUGUUCCACUCGCCCCCCACCCCCCUCACUGGGGCAUUCACAGUUUGAGCCAUGAAGCAGAUAUUGAAUGGGGAUGAUUUUUUGUUUUGUUUAUGCUUUUAUAAAUAUUAAUCAAUUUACUUGUUUAAAACAAAUAUGUAGCAUUACCCACAUAGCAUUCAGGUUUCUAUUCUUAUGGAUGAGGAAGUUUUAUUUGCACAUAUCUUUGAUUUUCAGCAAGGUCAAUACAAGAAUUGGUACAGUGCGUGUUGAGCCUUAAAGCUUUUUAAAUGCAGCUUGGUGUAUUGACUGGUUAACAGAGGGAACUACAAAAGCAAAACAUGACUUGUGAGGACAGUCCGAUUUCAUAUUUAAUUUGAGUUCCUUUCGAAUUUGACAUGGCUAGCUAUCUAAACUUUGAGAAGUUCUUUUACAUUGCUUAGUUCAUGUUGGCUUACCCCAAAAGUUUCCAGCUAAAUCUUAUUGCCUCCGUGCAUACAUUAGAAAACAGCUGAUUAACAUAUCCUUAAAGCAUUUGAGCCCAUCCUUCCACUUGAGAAGUCUCCUGUCUUGUCUAUGUGAUGGUAGUCUCUUUAUAAAACCUUUUGCAAAUUGUUCUUGAGUGAUGGCCUACUUAAAUUGCCCUUGUUUAAGCCCCUCAUUCUGUCUGGUUAGAUGCAGAAAGAGGAGAACAAUAGGGCCUCAGUUGCCAUCUUCUCCUGCUCGAUAGUGCCUCACGGGUAGAUGCACUAACAUCCAAUUAGGCCUUCCAUAGACCCACAGGUCUGCUGCUACACAGGACUUUACUUUGCAUGCAAAUGUUUGAAUUUGGCUCUUUUUUGUUUUACAAAAAGUGUGAUAGACACAGGUGCUUAAAAGAAAAAAAAAUGCAUGAAAGAAUGAAUUUGUUUUUUUUCUUUUUAUAAAAAAAGGAAAAAGGAAAAAAAAAAAAACAUUUGCUUGGGAAUUGCUUAUUAGAAAUGUUGUGGUGAACCAAAACCCCAGGACAGGACACUCUUCGUAGUUUCACAGUGUUCUUGGAUCAUUCCUGGACUGCGACGAGCUUGGAGCAAACGAACAUUUUUAGCAUCCCAGCAAGAAUGAGCCCCUAAAUAGCAAACAAAUCCUUGGAGCCACAGUGAUGUUGGACCAGCAUCUACCCCUACUGACUCCAGACUCUAGUCAAGAAUAAGAAUUGAAAAAAAACACACACAAUUGCACUCGCUGAGUUUGCAAUGAGAUUACCUGCCUGAAUGGAACCUUGUCCUUUUUUUUUUCUUUUUUUUUUUUUUUUUUUCUUUUCAAGUGGCCUUAACUUUCACAGAUGUACACUUAGGGACCGAGGGACUACAUGAGGAGGAUUUUUUUUUUUUUUUUAUUAUAAUUUUUUUUUCAUGGUGUGUGUUGUUUUUUUUUUUUUUUUUUUUUUUUUUGUCAACACAAUUUCCUCCAGUAAUUUGGGCAACUCUCAUUUCUUGAAGGUGGAGGCUCUAAUAUGUCAAGGCUUCUGUGCCUUAAUAUUGCCCAUUGGUAUGGGAGGGGGGGGUGGGGAGCGGGUCCUUCAGCAAUUGCAUCAUGAACUCUGGUAGAAUUAUUGGUAGUUUUUGUUCACAAACAUUUAGCACUACCUGGAAGUAAUGGCAAAGGCUUCAUGUUUCACUAGUGUGCUCCAUACUUUGUUGCAAAGUCUAGUCCUUUAAGCCCUAAUCUGUCCUAACACCAAGAAGCUACAAAAUAAAUGUAAAAAAUAUAUAAAAUAAAUGUGUGGGGGCGACCUAAACAUAAUAUUAAGGAAGUUCUAGCUGUAGUGAACAAAGCAACAAAGUGCCCUGACUCCUCUAAUGGAUGUGUCCUUUAAGGACAAGUUACUACAUGCACUUCCUUCCACCUCACAACUUCGAAGGACAAAUGUCCCAUCCAAAAGCAUUUUAAUCUCCAUAUCUCUAUAAAAUUAUACUCUGUGUGUGUCUCACCUAUAUGUGAAAUGACACAAAAAAGAAAAAAAUUAUGAUGAAUUUAAGAGUGGGCUGUUUAUGGGGUAAGGAUCAGGGAGAGGGAGGGGUGGGGCAUUUCUAAUCCAGUUUGUUGAAGUUCACAUCAUUUGAGUUGCCUGUUCUUUCCUGUAGCCAACAAUUAAAGAUGAUAACAAGUCAAAAAUACAAUGUUCUAGCUAUAGACCGGUGUAGCACAUGUGUGACUGUAUUAAUUUAUAAAAACCAAAAUGGUAACUGUGAAUUAUGUAUUUCUUUGUGCAUUUUUUUUUUUUUAAGUGGGAGAAGGCGAAACAGGGCAUGUGCCCGAUUUGUUUUUGUGGAAUAUAAUGGAAAGAAUCAAGUUAAAAAAACAACAAAAGAAAGUAUCUAAAUAUAUUUUUUUCUUAAGCAAUACAUUUCAGUGUGACUUGUGAUAGGACAUUUUCUUUUUUUAGGUAAUAAAUUGAAAGAAAACAUC
Messenger RNA from Clarias gariepinus (North African catfish), 4433 nucleotides. RefSeq names its product midnolin (gene midn). The transcript is spliced from 8 exons. The record is from RefSeq and is a predicted model, not a curated record. NCBI's taxonomy places the organism in Eukaryota, Metazoa, Chordata, Actinopteri, Siluriformes, Clariidae. Gene Ontology annotation, cellular component: nucleus. Gene Ontology annotation, molecular function: protein binding. The coding region runs from base 152 to 1630 and encodes 492 amino acids.